AUGGAGCACAAUGCACCUGACCUCGUGGUACUCUGUAUCGAAUACCCUGAGCUUUACAACGUGGCUUCUGGUCGUAUUCAAGACAACAAGGAACUCUGUCACGGUGUCAAGGUCCAGGUGAAACAGUGUAAAUACAACGAGGCACCUGAACAGCUAAAAACCGGUGGCUCCAAGCUCAUCUGCACCGUUUCCGACCAUAGCGACGAGGUGUCGCUCAUCUUCAACGAGGACGAACCCGAUCAAAAGACAAAAGAGGGGCGAAAACCAGCAUCGCUUCCUCAAUCUGCCACUGCCACGUAUAAAGUAAUUAGAGAACAACUCGGCAACGGAGACUUUGUUGACGAAAGAACUAUAAAAGACACUGCAAAGAAGACAUACGAUGACAAGGUCGCUAAGGAGACCGGAAUCACAGGCAUUUUCGAAGCCGCCAAGAGCAGCAACUCUGUCAUCAUUCAAGCGCCUCGCCUCUCGAUGAACCUCGUUUUUGAGCUUGUCCUAAAAUUAGCCCAGGGCAUGUCGCCUGAUCUCGUUUUGCAACGCGAGGCGUUUCAAACUGUUGAGGACCCAUCAAGACAUAUUACUAUUGACGGUGCGUUUACGUAUGUAUGCACCAUGAAAAGAUCCGAAAUCAAGGCAUGUGCAUGCGCUGAGAGCGGCCGGGUGUGCGGAAUUCCAACCGAAAACAAAUCCAAGGCCAAGAUUAUCGAGGACAGAGUACAAAAGAAGCAAACCGGGGUCGUGUUCCCGAGGUUCAAGACACCGGAAACCCAUGGUGCGCAGCCGUACAACGAGUCUGGUCUGGUGGCCGGCUUCUUCCGCGCUCAUAACGCGCUCGAAAAACUAUGCCCGGCGCAGGCUUACGGCUACGCUCCCUGGUGCAAGUCCAUGUCUGUCGGCAGUGAGAACUUUAUCUGGAAUGAAGAGGAGAAGCCACUCAUGGACCUGGCCAUUGUCGUUGUGCGCGGCGGCAAUGCCCAGGUUUGCAAGCUCACGAGAGGCAUCACUGUGCAGGAAGCCUAUGUACGUCGCGCACGCACCUUUGGUACCUUUGACUAUAAAGGGCAACAAGGCAAGGUGACGGUGGGCGCCGUCAUCGCCGCCCACACCGGCUACUCUGGAGACAACUGGCAUUUCGAUAUUGCCGGGGUGGACCGCUAUGAUCUCAUUGACGAGGCAGUGGCCGAGGCAUUGGAAGAGUUUUACCAAAAGUCUGUCUCGUCAAAGAGAGAGGAGGAUGUGACGAAGCUUGCGUUUGAUAUUCAGAUCAAUUUAUCCCCGGUUUACGAGACUGACGGAAAGCCUGCAAAGAGGGCCUUGAACGCGAUCAUGAAAGCUAUGGACGUUGAAAAAAAGAAUAUUAUAGAGUGA
Messenger RNA from Beauveria bassiana ARSEF 2860, 1368 nucleotides. RefSeq lists its product as uncharacterized. NCBI's taxonomy places the organism in Eukaryota, Fungi, Ascomycota, Sordariomycetes, Hypocreales, Cordycipitaceae. The record is from RefSeq and is a predicted model, not a curated record. The transcript has a single exon. The coding region runs from base 1 to 1368 and encodes 455 amino acids.